Molecule: messenger RNA, 5446 nt
Organism: Phialemonium atrogriseum
Lineage: Eukaryota; Fungi; Ascomycota; Sordariomycetes; Cephalothecales; Cephalothecaceae
Exons: 2
Coding region: 96-5036 (1646 amino acids)
Biological process (GO): deadenylation-independent decapping of nuclear-transcribed mRNA
Cellular component (GO): P-body
Molecular function (GO): protein binding
Source: RefSeq, a predicted model, not a curated record
CCCAAUCUUUCCCGGCCUGACAGUCUCUUCUCGAUUGAGUCUGCCGAUUGGGCACUAGCCUGCCUUUGUGGCUCAACUCGGAAAAAAAGAAAAGCAUGUCACGCUUUAAUAUCCCGGGCACUGAUGGCACUGGCGGGGCGGGUGCUAUGGGGCACGAUGCGGAAGCCAUGAACCACGGGGCGGGUGCUAUCGAGCCAAGUUCCAACUUUGAAUCACUGCUGGCCCAGCUGCGUGGUCAAUCUGGUGCUGAGUCUCCUGGCCCUGAGCCUCCCACCCACUUCAACUCUUACCAUGGACACCCAGGCAGCCAGUCAUUCUACAGUGAUCCAGCUGCAGAUUCUCCGGCAAUGGGCAGCUCCUUCCAUUCCGCCAUGGACAUGUCGGCGUUCGCAUACCCCCCUGCUGCUCCUACCCCUCCAGUCCAGAGUAUGGGCCAUCCCCAUGGGCCCUCGGGCUUGUCUAGCACUGGUGGCAUGAAUCGUGGUCCGGGAAAUGAUCGCAAGUCGCAUCUGCUCCAUCUCCUAAAGUUUAGUGGACAGGAAGGUCAGGCGACUCAGCAGGUGCCUUCCAAGCCUACUUCACGAGAGCCAUCGUCAGGAUAUCACCCCACUCAAGUCUCCCAGCCUGUGAUCCACGCCCCAGCUCCGGCAGCUCAGGACCCCUCUGGCCUGCUCGCUGCCCUUAUCAAGGGAAAUCUCCACACCGAACCGGCAAAACCAGAGCCAUCGAGCCAAACCUGGAAUACGGCAUCCCCAUCUUCCGGCACUCAGCAGUAUCUCCUCAAUCUUCUGAACCGCCCGAAACCUAGCCAGACCGACGCGUCUGCCGAGCCUUCGCACCCAAAGAACGAGUCUGCCAACGCCCAAGCAGGCGGUGGACCCGCCGAAGCGACUCCGGUUUCCGCCAUCGCGUCGAGAUCUUCGCACCAUUCCGAGUCGAAAUACCACGACUCACCGCCCGUCAAAUUCGAAUCGUCGCCUCUGUCGCAGCAAGGUUCAACGGCUUCGAAGCCGAGCAUUUUCGGAUACACUAAUCCAUUCGAGAACCUGUCAGCUACUUCACCUCUGAAUCGAACUGCCAAAUCCUCGACUACGCAGGCAGCCUCGAGUUCUGCUCAGGAUAAGUUUGACCCCGCUGAUACUACUAUCACGUUUUUCGGGUCUACCGAUUACGUGCUGCCCGUUCCCCCUUCAGAGCAGAAGCGCCCCGCCCCGGAGCGUAGCCCGCACGAGAGCCCUCAGCACAUCAGGCGCAAGACUGAGCAAACCCCCUCGCCCCUUUCUCACCGUUCCGUCAACCGCACCCCUGCCACCUCAGAUUCGCGUUCCGGCGUCCGAGGUGUGGAGGGCAAGACCAAGGACACUGUUGCUGAGGCUAUCAGCAGCAUCGCCCAGAAAGUGGACAGUGAGGCCCAAGAGGCUCUCGCCCGCGCUGAAGAGGAACAAGGUCAGGCCGAGAUUGCCAAGGAGCUCGAUGAUCUGCUCAACGCCAAAUCCGACGAGCAGUUCGACGAGUCUGCGCACGGCGCUGCUCAGGCCAUCAAGAAGGAAUUGGACAAGGACGAUAACAAGGGUGCUCUCGAAACCACCCUUUCCCCGCACGUCGUCAAGGUCGUGAGGGAGAUCGUCGACGACACCGCUCAGGAAUCUCAGGCUCCAGUCGCUGAUAGCUGGGAGAGUGCCGAGGCUGACCAGAUUGUUGUCAUUGAAGAGAACUCGACCCCCGUCGAGGUCAUCAACUUCCCAAUGAAGCCCUGGAUCUCCAUCUCCCUCCAGGGAGAUACCGAGCGCGCCCGUCCCAUUUUCCGGGAUGAAUCGACUCUGGACAUCGCUCGGUUGAAGAAGGAAUUCGACCAGAUCGAUCGUAACCUGGUCGCCGCGUCUGAGAACUACAUCGCCUACGGCAUGUCCAAGAACGGGGGCUUGCGAGUCAUCCGACAGGACGACGGCGUGGAUGCCAAGCUCUUCACCGAGACCCAUGAUCGCAUCUUCAACGUCGCCAUGACUUGUACUCCUGCGGAUCAGAAUGUGACUCCGAAGGAAGCCAUUCUCGGCACCGGCGUGAGUGGUGCUGUUUACUGGCUCCUCGUCAAGGACGGUGGCAAGGAUCACCUUGACGAUGCUCACCCGGAACAGUACGGGUUCGUCCUGCCUCCCGUCUCGAACCAGGAGGGCGACACCCCCGGCGGUGUGCUCAAGACCAGAGCUCGAACUUCGUCCACCAACCCCGAGUACUUCGCCGUUGGCCGUGGAAAGUCGAUCAACAUCAUCUGGCCGUCUUUCAUCCUCGAGAAGAAUAUCUUCAAGCCCGGCCAUGAUCGCGUUGUGGACACGGAGAAGCUUUUCAAGCAGUGCUCGCUGAAGAUCAAUACCGGUAAGGCCGGUAAGGAUUUCACCUUCAGCCAGGACGACACGACCGUUGUCUCGCUCGAUAAGUCUGGCCGCGUCAAGUUCUGGGACGUCCGCGACCUGACUGCGGCCGCCGAGGGUUCAGAUCCCCGGAACCCCAUGCCUGCCCACACGGCCGUCGAGGUCAAGGAGCCCUUGAUGACCUUGACCACGACGCCCGAUGGCGAGAAGGCCUGGCCGACGUCGGUUCUCCUGUUGGACAAGCUCCGACCCUACCAGAAGCGUACGGCCCUGCGCUAUAUGAUCGUGGGAAUGAAACAGAACCACACUCUCCAGCUCUGGGAUCUUGCGCUGGGCAAGGCCGUGCAGGAGUUCAACCUGCCGCACAGCAACGAGUCGGAUGCUGUCUGCAGCGUCAUGUACAAUCCUGCCACGGGAAUGAUCGCCAUCGGCCAUCCGACCCGCAACUCGAUCUACUUCUUGCAUCUUUCGGCGCCGAAGUACAGUCUCAAGAACGUCUCGCAGGUCGAGCUCAUCCAGCGGCUCGUCAACCAGGACACGUCGAUCCCUCAGCCCGAGUCCACGGCCGUGGUUAGCGGCAUGCGCGAGUUCUCGUUCGCCCCGAAGGGCAUCCUGCGGAGCCUUGACAUUCUCCAGACUCCGACCACGACGUCUACCACGGACGACGAUGAGCCAACCCUCUUUGAGCUGUACGCUAUGCACUCUAAGGGCGUGACAUGCCUCUUCAUCAAGAGGUCCGAGCUCGGCUGGAGCAAGGACAACAAAAUCAGCGCUCCGGUUGACUCUAGCCAGGUUGCCUCUAUCACCAUCGCCAAACUUUCGUCGUCGCAGGCUAUAGAGUCGCCGCAUACCAAUGCUGUGGUGGAUUCGGCUGUCUCUCAGGUCCGCCUCGCCACGCGCAGCAACCUCAAGGACGCGAUUCUGAAGACGCCGUCCUCCCAAGGCGAUGAGAGAAAGGGCCCCGAGUCUGCGACCCCGGCUAGACUCUCUGGCGACCGGAAUGAAGAGGAAACCCCUGUCCCACAGCCCGAGAAGUCGGAGAAGAAGGGCCGAAAGAAGAAGGCCGCCGCCGCCGCCGCCGCCGCUGCUGCUGCGGCCGCGGCAGCCGCAGCCACCGCAGAUCGUGAGUUCGUGGUCUCAAACGGCAUUGCCAACAGCCAGGCCGCCCAGGGCAAGCCCCCAACUUCCAAGGCGACGACUCGUGUUGUCGAGCCUACUCUUUCCGCAUCGACCACUGUCUCCCCCGAAGCAUUUGAGGCGCUCGUCAAGAACAUGGAAUUCCGCCUCGGCCUCAAUAUGUCGAACCGGCUGGAUACUUCACUUGCCGAGCUGGUCAACCAGCUCAAUGAGCAGCAGAAUGUCCGUGAGGGCAAUUUCAUGGCGAUCCAGGAAACCCUGCUCCAUGUCAUCUCGGACGUGCUCAACAAGAACACCGAGGCCGUCCUCAAGCACGUCAUCCAGGAGCAGUACGAUACGUUGCGAGAGAGGCUCGACGAGACGGAGAAGUCGACCCGGGAAAUGGUCGCCAAGUUGGUUGGCGAGGCAGUCGACAAGUUGGCUAGAGAGGCCGUCGACAAGAUGGGCGACAAGGUGGCCGACAAAGUGGCCGACAAGAUCAUCGCGGAUCAUCAAUCCCUCCAGCGGGAGACUCUGCAGAUCUUGCCCGACAUCAUUGGCCAUGCUCUCCAGAAGCCCGAGACCGUGAAGUCCAUUGCCGACAGGGUUACUCAGAGCAUCAACUCCCACAUCGUCGACAGCGUUACCAAGACUCUGAACAACAACGUCGUCCCAGCCUUGACUAAUAGAACCGUCCAGGCUGUGCAGAAUGUUGGCAGCGACGUCAACCGCCUCCACGAGCAGAUUGCCCACUUGGAGCGACGGCACCACGGUGACCAGUCCAAGAUUGAUCAGCUCAUUGCGCAGACCACCCACUUGUCGACCAUGAUCUCGACCAUGGCUGCCUCACAAUCUCAGAUCCAGAAGGAGUUCAUUGCUCUCAAGCAGCAGAUGCGGGAUCGGGAGCCUCAAGCCCACGACUCCCCCGCUCACGGCCAUGUGCGUUCGCAAGGCAGCGUUGGCUCGCACAACUUCGCCGGCCAUCCGGCGCGGGACCUUGCCACGUACGGCCAGCAGCAGGGAUCUUCUAGCCAGGAGCAGCCGCAGCUCAUCUACCCGAACCCCAACCGCGAGAGCCGCGAGCUCGAGCAAGCCAUCCAGACCAUCGAAAGUCUGAUGGAGAGCGGCAACUACGAUGAAGCCAUGAUGCGCUGGCUCCAGAGCGGAAACAAGGAGGAAGAGAUCUUCAAGCAGGUCAUUGUCAAGUACAAUCCGACCUUCAUCGCCGAUCUGCAGCCCCUGCUGCUCCUCUCUGUGGGUGCCACCGUCUCGGCCGAUCUGGACGGUCCGGACGUGGCCCAGAAGCUGGCCAUGACCGAGGUGGUGAUCUACUCGUUCAACCGCAUGGUUAACAACCUGGAUGACCAAGUUCGGGAAGUGACUCCCAAGAUCAUGGGCCUCCUGAAGACUCGCAUCGAGCACCUCUUCGUGCGCAUCAGCCGCAUCGCCCCGAACGACCCGACUCUCAAGAGCCUCACCAACAUGGCCAACGUCGCUGGCCGCAUCAACGACAUCGCUCGCUCCGGCGGCGUUCCCGAUGCCAACUACUAAAGGCCGACGGCCCUUUUUGCUCUACAAGACUUGCUAUUUCGACACGGACGCUCUUGCGAUAUACCCCGGUGUCUUCUCACGAUGCAUGCAUGCCUCAAUUCACGUUCUUGCGAUGUUUUGCAUUUGCACUGGUCCAUGGCAACGGCUCCCUGGGUGGCUGCCGCACCUCUUCAUAUGACAGACAUGAUGGUUUUUGUAAUUUUUUAUCUCUGGUUUGACCCCAUCAUAGGGGGCGGCCGCGGAUGUCUUUGGUUCGCACACAUUUGGUUCCAGUUUCUUGAUGAUUUUUUUUUGACGUUUUCUUCUUCUCAUCCCGGACGAGGUGUCAGGCGACUACUGCCCUGCUAGCACCUACCUAGUUGAUACCCGACCGGAUCUCGCACUCGCACCUGGCCACCUUGGUUGGCAGG